This is a messenger RNA of Athalia rosae (coleseed sawfly), 12421 nucleotides long. RefSeq lists its product as uncharacterized. NCBI's taxonomy places the organism in Eukaryota, Metazoa, Arthropoda, Insecta, Hymenoptera, Athaliidae. The record is from RefSeq and is a predicted model, not a curated record. The transcript is spliced from 9 exons. Bases 3848 to 8980 code for a protein of 1710 amino acids.
GUCUACCCAUCGGACAGCGAAUACGUUAAGUCCACGUGGUGUUUCUGUCCAGGGAAAAUCUCCCACCCGAGAAACCCCGCCGACCACCCACCGCGUUGUACUAUACAUUUUAUAAAUGCUGCAACCCAUUCGCGUGGCUCUUCCGAACGCGCGAUUGUACAGCUCGACACAAUUUUUUAUGUAUAAUCUCCCGAUCAGUUGAAUAUUUUUAGAAUACAUAUGUAGUUCACUUCGCGCAUGAAUAAGUUCUUGGCUUGGCGAGAAUUACUGAAAUUAAUUUGCUCGUUGGUUUCGACGUAUCGAUUCGGCUAGAUGUAUUAUCUUUGGUGUACAUUAGGUAAUGACUAAAAGGAUUAUAUUGGCCGCCCGAAUGAUCGAGAGAUAUCAUCACCCAUACUUAUAAAUUUGUCAGCUGUAAAUCAUACCGAUAUGCUAGUAGAAUUAUAAUAAAUUAGCGAAAGCUUGAUGGACGAGGGUUGCAAUUACAUGUGAUGAAAUAUCAAAAAAAAAAUAUGAAUUCCCUGUUGGAUUCAUUUCUAGAAAAAAAAACGUGAGGAUUUCAACGUUGAAAAGAGGCGAAGUAUAUGAAGAGUAAAACAUGACAAAUUGGUAUAAUUAUCAAGAAUGUCGAUGGAUAAUUCCAGGAAAGAUUUACAUCGAGAUCCGUCGUCUGGAAUUCGCAACAUAGUUUUUAACGUGAAUAUCUCGAAACAAUGUAGGCGAAAGUAUGCUAGCGAUAAAUGAAAUUAGAGUACCAUAUGAUAAUGAGAAUAUUACGCGCGCGAAACGCACUGGUACAACGUUAGUUCCAACAUACAAAUGUGAGUAAAUAUGAAUUCCGCAUAUUAUAACGACACCGUUGCGACUAGGAUAACUAACAAUAAGUAAAAAUGUGACACAGUGCGCGCACAACUGAAUUAUUGAGCUGGACCCUAGGACUGGUUUUAUGUUUAUAUCCUUUUUACUAGUUCAAAACCGGUUAUUGCAACAAUUUUUUUUCUUCGUAAAUACCGCUCAUCGUUUCUACUGCUCGUCUGAAGAUUAGCUUUAUCGUAUCGAUUUGUUCCACGAAACCAGAGAUUGAAGAAGAUACGACCAGCGGCGGUUACUUCCAUUUCAUCACUCAACGCGAGCACUUAUAUUUUUUCCAUGCAAAUAGAAUUCUCAGUUUUUUAUUUCCGUCCACGUAGCACAACCGACGUUUUUCCCAAGCUUUUCCCUUUUCCAUAUACCUACUUUUUCAUUUCGUUAAAAUUGUGUGCCGCAGGGUGCUUCUCAUGCAAUUGAACGUGUCAACCCAGAUAUAGUUCGGACUGCAAGUUUUCGGGCACGUAUGUGGCAUACUGAAACUAUAAAGAAAAAAACAAAAAGAAAAAAUAAACCAAAAAUAACCACCAUAAGUGGUAAGACCAUCAAACGCAGCUGCUAUUCACCAUUAUUAUUGAGUCAUUUCGGGGUAGACUUCGUUUCAAUGGGUUAACGUGUUUAUAAAACUACACGUUCAGCAGUCUGUAGGAGUUCGACGACCAUUACGUAAAUGAAUUGAAAAUUCACCGACGUAUGUAGAUAUCGUAUACCUGUUUAUAUUAUCUACUGUACGAGUAGAAAUUUACUCGCCGCAAUUGUAACCCUUGCAAUUAGUUUUGCGAAUGAAGGCUACAUUUACUAAUAUUUUUCUCCCAGCAUUUUGUUGCCAACGAACUUGACAUGUGGUCCAGACUCUUCGCGUGUACCUCCUCAUACACGCCGAACGAAUAAUUCCUUCAGCACUUAACAGUUGACACUAAGCAGACAUUCCUCUUCACUCAGAUCCGUGCAACUCCGAUGAGCGUAUCUCAUGGAGAAAAAAAAAAAACGAAAAAAAGAAAAAAAGGUCGCAGUAAAACCCUCGCCAUAAAAUACCCUCGGCAUAAAACGUUUCUCGGUGAGUUAGCCGAUGCUAUAAAAGUGCACGUGUACGAAAUAAACAUAACAACGAGAAAAGCAGCGGGAAAAUUAAGAAAGAAUAAGAGAGGAACGUAGUUGAAGACGGUGGAUCUUAUUCAAUGUAGUGAUGAAAAUCUUUUAUAUUAUCAUCAAAUACACGAGAACAGAAGUAGCAGGAAUCUCUCCCUCGACCCUUCGUCGCUAAAAAAUCGACGUGCCUCCUUCAACCGGUUAUUAGUUAUUUGUUUAUCAGAAUUCAAUCGCAAAAUCGAUUGUCGUCUCAUUAAAAUACUCGUUUACUAAUCAAAGAAUAUUACAUUGUAAUAAUAAUACAUUGCAAUUAAAGAAUAUUAUUCAACGGCACACAGAUGAAUCAGAUAAACAUAGUGACAUUCCUCAUGCUGUGGCAUAUGGAUAUGGGGAUAUCUCCCUACUUCAAUGUACUUGCAGAUAAUAGCCCGUUUAUUUUUUCAAUAAAUUUGUGACGAUUAUACGCGUGAUGCAUUAAUCAUAGUCAGCGGACAGUGAACUAGUGUGUAGAUCUGUCUUUGCUGGAGGGAAAGGCGCCGAGUACAUGAUAAUAAUAAAGCGUGACUAAUUGAAUUCUCAAUUGAAGUUCCAAAGAAUUCUUUCUUUUUUUUUUUUUUGUUUCGAUGCGUAGUAAAAGCAAUACGCGACAUCCUCUUCCUUCGAGAGAGUUCAUUUGGAGCGAUGAUGGAAUUGGGUGAAACGAGCGCGGGCGGCGGGGAUUUGUCAUUUUAUUAGUCCAAUCAUUGACUAGUAGGUGGCGUUAAUCCAUCACCAUCGCCUCGGCGAAGCGGCAACAUUCGUGCGCCGACUGUGACGCUCUACUGUCGUUCGAGAGCGUUUCCUUGAUCAUCAUCAACGCGUUUUAGAUCUGUGCAAUGCGACCGGCAUCGAUGCGGCGGGAGAAGCGAUCAUCAAUAUUCAAAUUUAAAGCUGGUAAUCGACCCCACGAAGACAGAUAUUCGUGGUUCAACAUAUCCAAGUUUUCGGAAUUCAUAGGAUGUCAUAAUCCUGGUAGAAAACUACCCGAACCACGUGCCAAACAUUUGAUAAACUGAUCUCCACCCGUUCAUGUGAAUUUUGCCUACUCCGCCAUGCCCCGUGAUGUCAAUUGAAAACAAAGAAAGGUCAAGUGAAUUUUUAUUUUCAUUUCUAAACAAAGUGAUACAAAGUGAGAAAAAAUAACAACUAUAUUCAGUUUCAUUGGACGCGUCCCCAAAGUUCGUUCGGACGCGUAAGAUAUUUUUUUUAUUGCAGUAUUCAGGAAGUGAGACAGUGAGACAAAAAUGUCACGUGUACAAGUACUACGACGCGGUGUGUAUAUAAAAAUGUAUUGAAAUGUGAUGAACGUCGAUGUUUGACAGCGGAGGUAAAAUAUACGAGGCGCGAAUUUACGGUGGCGUUGAAGUUUUAUCAUCUAUUCGCGGAUCGGUGGUAAUGAUAUUAAUGUCAAUUAUUUUUAAAAUGGUACAUGCGUAUACUAACAAAAACGUGACGCGAUAACUCGGAUGUAACGCAAUGGAUACAUGUUACUAUCAAAGGUGAUUUCAAUUUUCACGUGCGAUCGGAAAUUUCAAUUCCAUUGGAUAUUUCGUGCAAUUUUUGUAUCAACUGAGUGAACGAGAACCAAACAAUGAUCGGUGGUUGAGAUAUUUUGUGGUGGUUUUAUUCUUCUUCAAGGAUGAACAAGUAACAAUAAAAAAAAAAAGUAAACUAAAAUUGCUGGCCAAUAAAAAUUAAGAAUAAGGAGAAAAACCAUACAAAUCUAAACCCGACGUGGGCUCUAUGUGUGUGAGCGCGAUAGUCGAAAAGAAAACGAGCAGGAGCCGAUUAUUGUUAUAAAAAAUUCGCAGCCGUUAUCCUGCGAAGUUGUUGUCUUCCGUUUCAUUGGAACAUGAUUGAGGGAAAGGCAAAUAUUUAUCCAGCUACUGUUUGCGGACCGAUAAUCGUGAUGAUUGAUACAAACAGGCUCAGUCACAGUCUUACAACUGCGCUAAAAGAUCGGCCUCAUGGCAUCCCGGUUCAGCCGAACAGAUCGCUCCCUCUGCGGCCACCACCGCCGCAUCCGACUCGAACUAUUGUUGCAAAAUCACCGCUGAAUUCUCGGUUUAAUCAAGUUGGAUCCGACUUGGAAAAAAAAACCACGUCAAACAAUGUCCGCAACCCAUCAAAUAACAAUUUACUAAGCAUCGAUAAUAAUCGUGACAAGAAAGGGGGUGAUAAAGACAAAGAUGAAACAAAUCGACCAAGGGUUGUGGAGAUGAAUUUUUAUGAUUCGAAAGACAAAGACAUUCUGGACGAUAGAACUAGUUGGGAUAAUCCUGGUGUGAUUCGUAGAACCUCCAUGGAAAUUUUCAAAAGACACGCAUCUUCAUAUGUUAGUGAAAAGUCUGGUAAAGGUAGAAGUAAUGAAACAAGGCCGAAAUCUUCCGACUUUCCAUCAACGACAAAUACGGGGGGAAAGAAAUUCAUCAGUCCUCCCAGUAAGAGGACGCUACAAUGUAUCGAUGGUGAUUGUGAAACUUUUAGGAAAAAGAAGGCCCCCAAAGUUAAAAAGUUGGAAAAAAAAGAGUCAGUGGAAAUCAAGUGGAACAAAUCAAAGAAUCAACGGACUUAUAGUAAAUUGUUUUCACAGAUGUACAAAUAUCGUAAGUCUAAGUCUGCGCAAUCCCAGGAUUUUGGAGAAAAGACGAAUUCGUCGACACUAAACCCGGGUGAAAAGGGCGAUUGGGUUGAUACGUACAAGUCAAAAUUACCAAAUGACUCAAAAAUACCGAAAUGUCCUGUAGCUAUACCAAUUGCAGUAGCCGAUGCGAUGAACCAGCAGGAUUUAUUAUUUUCAAAGAUCAACGUACAAACAGCUCGCGACGUAAACGCAAAAGAUUUUAUUAGUGCAAAUGUGGGCAACGAAAGGCGUCAAAAAAAUGAUGUGACCACUUUCGUGAGUGACGAAGAGGAUGUAGUAACUGUGAUCGGUAAACCAAAUAUAACUCAUCGAGCAAAAACUAAUCCAACAAUCCGACAAAAUGAUGCUGCUACUUCUGCAGAUAGUCGGAGCAGAUCUGCAUCCGGUAUCAAUCAAAAUAUAUCAAAUCAAUCGAAAGUUAACUCACAGGUGAGUAGGCCAGACACCCGAGCGACUAUCAAUGAAACUGAAACGGCGUUGCCAUCCAUGCCAAUCCUAGAAAAUACACAAAAUGAUGCUUGCGAUACACUAAUACAACCUGAAAGAAUAGCAAAUCUCGAAAACCUUGACUCGACUUCGAUUACAACCUCGGCGGCAAUAAUUGAUGUCAGAGUAUUAAAUGAUGUAUCGAGUGAUGAACCACAUAACUCAACCCCGACUACACCAAAUCAAAUGGUUGAAAGUCCCUCACCUAGUGAUGGAAGUGUACCAUGCUUGAACGGUGGUACGUGGGUAAAAAUUAAAAUACCUGGACGUUCUCCAGAAUUCUUUCGGCUCCCAACUCCGCAAGUACCGUCAGAUGAUGACACAAGUAACAAAGCUAAUAAUAACCCAGUUGAGACAACAAAACCAGUAUCCUUGUUCACUGAAACCCAAUCCAUAGCGGAUGAGCCUAAAAAUAAUGAAGAGUUGAAUCACAUGAAAAUUCGAAUAAGCAGGCUAAAAGAUACUUCGAAAGCGAAUUCAACAGAGUAUCAGGUAUCUUUCACUAAAAAAGCUGAUACAGUAAUGCAACAAACGUCGUCCACAGAGAUUGCAUUUCCACUCGUAUUACCCACUGAUCACCAACAGCAGAGCGAAGACUUGAACGAAAAAGAUCAGCCACAGUCUCAGAUCCAGUGUCAAAAGCAAUGUGAUGUUCCAUGUGAUCUUGAAGUACGAUCUGCAGACACUUCAGACUUACCGGAAGCUCAGAAAACUGUAAAUCACUUGAAAGGGGACUCAAAACCCGGCUCUAAAGCUAGGUCUCGAAUUGAUGAAAAUAAAGUCAAGAGCCGCAAGAUUCAGCUCAGAAAGAGGUUGCAAAAGUUUGCUAAAGAUGAAGCGACCGUAUUGCGUAAAAUUACCCGUACGUCUGACCCAGUACGACUCACUUUCCUGAAUCAAAGACUAAAUGUUACUAGAAAAAAAAUAGAAAAUACUCAGAAGCACCUUGACAGGCUCAACAGUAUCGAGAAUGCAAUUCCCAAGUCAUUGAAAAUACAAGUCGGACGAGAUCUUGUGCAAGAAACGCCAACACCGGAUCUUGUAGAUCUUGCGGUGCAGUCACCCCUACACCCAACCAAUGAAACUGAUAAGGCUUCAACUCAAAGGAACUCAGAGGAUUUGCUACAACUUCUGAUCACGACCUUAGAAAAAGAGUUCACUCCCCAAGGCCAUUCCAGAUUGGAUGUACAACACGAACCAACUGUCCAAAACACAACUGACGAUACCACCAGCAUUACUAUUCCCGUCACUGAAAACCCUUGCCGAAAUGACAAAGAUGCGUUGGACUUCUCUUCAACCCAAUUCAGUAGACCAAAUACAGUGAUUCAAACAGCUGCGUCUGAGAUGGAUCCCAAACUCGCCGUCAGCAACUCAGAGUAUUCGAAUAAAAAAUCACCGCACGAAAGUCGCACAGCUAAUUUGGAUUACAUCGCUGAUAAUACCUCACAAUUAGAGAACCCGAUGAAAGAAAAAUUAACUACUACAACAAGAGAGUUGGAAAAUACUCAGAACCACCUCAACAGGCUUGAAAAUAUCGAGGAUCCAACUCCCAAGCCAUUGAGAAUAAAAGUCAGACGAGACCUUGUGCAAAAAACGCCAACACCAGAUCCUGUAGAUCUUGCGCUGCAGUCACCCCUACACCCAACCAAUGAAAGUGAUAAGGCUUCAACUGAGAGGAGCUCAGAGGAUUUGCUACAACUUGUGAUCACGACCUUAGAAAAAGAGUUCACUCCCCAAGGCCAGUCCGGAUUGGAUGUACAACACGAACCAACUGUCCAAAACACAAGUGACAAUACCAGCAACUUUACUAUUCCCGUUACCGAAGACCCUCGCCUGAAUGAUGAAUAUGUGUUGGACUACUCUUCAAACCAAUUCAUUAGACCAAAUACAGUGGUUCAAACAGCUGCGUCUGACAUGGAUCCCAAACUUGCCGUCAGCAACUCAGAAUAUUCGAAUAGAAAAUCACCGUACAAAAGUUGUAUAGCUACCUUGGAAUACUUCGCUCAUAACACCCCACAAUCGGAGAAUUCAAUGAAUGCUUCAACUGACCUCGCUAAAAAUCUGCCGUUCGGUGCUUCAGAUGUGACCACAGUUCCAAAAAAAGUUAAUAAGCAGCAAAUCAAUCCAAACUGUAAUUGCAAACAUUGUUUGCGAGGUGAUAAAGCUGUAACAAGGCAAAAUGCAGCUAAUCUUGACAAAAUAUCCACAUCAAGCGCGGUUCCUGCAAUGAUCAGCCGUGAUAAUACUAACAUUCACCAUCAAACUAAUUACCCUAUUCAUCGUGCCGACUAUAAGACGACAGGGAAUGUCCGUAGCCAGUUUUCCAAGGACAACGGAGGUGCAAAUAUUAAUCUAAGCUCACCAUUGCAAGGGCAUUCAGCUUUACCCCUUCCACCAACUUACAACAGGAAUCUAACUGCCCAAGGAUAUCUACCGUCUCCGGAACUCAGCCCGAAUCAUCAGAUUCCACAAUGGCCUAGCCUGCUGUCUGGUGUUCAAUCAUUAGAUCAAUUCACUCCUGACCAAGCAAGUACCGCCAAUACAUCGAUACCGGCUGCACAUUUGCAGAAUUCCCAAACUCAAGAACCUGUUAAUUUUUCCGCUUCUGCUAAUCUACCAAGCCAUGCUCAAAAUACUGAAACGAUGCAAACAAACCUGCCUCGUCACGUGAAUACUCGAAUAAUGACUGAACAGUUUCCAACACUUGCUAGUUGGGCAACACAGAUGGAUAGGGCACCUGUUAUCGUAAAACCAGUGAAUAACCCUUCAUCUCGUGCACCGAUUGGUCCCCGCCCAACGAUUGGUCAUACAGCUAAGUAUCAGAAGCCUGGUGCAGAAAAGUAUAAAAUGGACGCAACUGCCAACAACCCUCGACACCACCCUAUUGUAGGGAAUGUGUCACAAAAUUGGCUACCAAACAACUUCCCGUCUGAGCAACAAAGACAGCUUGACGGAUUCACAAAUCAAAGAAGUAGCCUUCAACAACAGCAGGGUAAUCUCCAACAACGGCCAUAUCAGACGAUGAAACCUCGCGUGCCACCAAAUUCACCGAGCUAUCACAAUCCUGCUGAUCGAUCACCUGUUUACCCUGGAGCUGAAAUAUACUCUAUGUACACGAUGCAUAUGUACCAGCAACCUGCUGGUAGAUCUCAAUACAAUCAUAGUUACGAUCCUUCUAGAAUGCAGAUUUCCAAUCAACAAAAUCUGCGACACUACUAUCCCACGCCAACUUUUGCGUGGUCAUCAGUUCCGGAAGGGUACCAGAAUCAAGUAAAUCAUGCAUCAUCAGCCAGCACUGCCGCCAUGUUAUCGCAACAACAGCCCCAGCAACGUCUGAAACCGCCUCCGUCGUACCCCUACUCGAGGAUAGCAAUGACUAACUACCAUCACGAUUACAAGAGCCCGUCGUUCAACCUUCACAAUACUAUGCCUAAUGCAGUUGACAAUCCAUGGCCUUACCCAACCUUGUAUCAAAAUCCUCCACCCUUGCCUUUGCAUCAACCUAAGGAUGCCAUGAUUCCACAUUUGCCCCAAGACAGUGGCAAUGUCACGGUUUCUGCUCCUGUAUAUAACGUUCCUCCAGCAGUAUCCGGUACGACUAUGCAGAGUCAGAUCCCUACGAAGCCCCUAGACCCUGCGGCAUCUGGGGCGAUUUCUCAUUUAGGCAAAGUUUACAAAGCUCUGAAGAGAUCUAGUACCUUGAAGUGUUCCAGAUGCGGAACGGCUGGUCCGAAAUUCAAUUGUAACGGUUGUGAAACAGCAUUUUAUUGCAACGAAAGUUGUCAGGCUCAACACUGGGCCAUCCAUUUCAUGGAAUGCGCAACAAAGAUGCCCAAGUUGAAAAAAGUCGUUUAAAUUUGAAAAUAUCAAUGAUUCAAUGGGGCCAUCAUUCUAGUGAGUUUUCCGAUAAGUAGCGAAAAGUGUUGUGCGUCACAUUGUGAGCUUUCGCUGAUUGAGCAAUGAUCGUUCGGUGCUUGUGUCUGGGCACACAAUGAGUAAACUGGAGUUAUGGGUAAAUAUUCUUUACUUUGGUUAUUUAUCGUAUUAUCAUUAAUUAAGUCGUUAUAUAUUAUACGUGUAAUACGUAGUUCGAUAUGUUUAGUUUAUUUUAAGAGUUUUCCGGUGUAUUUCGAAAUGCACAACUAUUAAAACUCAGUUAGACAACAGUAUUAUACUGUAGAUUAUUAUAGCGGUUCCUAAACGAACUGGAAUACGCGUCCUAAGUUAGUUGUAUCUACGUAUUGCAUAUUCAUGGUUACUUGAAAGUAAUUUGUAGACUACGUAUGUUACUAUUACCGCCUUUACCAUUUCAAAUUAGCGAUAACAGAGAUGACAAGAAAAUAUUUUGUAUUCAUUAUUUCAAAACGUGGAAGACGAUAUUCCGUAAAACACUGAAAAAAAAUCAAGAAUCGCCGCAGUAGGAAUUAAAGUAUCAGAUAUCUGAAAACUUUGUGUACUAAACCCUGAAUAACACAUAAAAAGGUAUUAUUUAGUUAGUUAUAAUAAUUCACAUAUUAUGAAAAUGAUAUUUUAUCCAAUACUGCAAGCCACCUGAUAGUUUUUCAAGUCUCAUGGUAAAUCGUCAUCGUAUGAUAUUCUGGCCUCAAGUUUUUUUGGUAAAAUUAAUGAAUACAAAAUAUACAGUCAGUCCUUGAGCAUUUUAAAAUGAUCAAGUAUCUCAUGUGAUUAUCGUAUUUCAUUUAUCGGGAUCUCAAUUCAUGUCAUAUUUCAAUUAUAAAAUAAAAUCUCCGGCCUCCCGGUGAUCAGUGUGUAUUGGUCGAUAUCGAAGUAAAGCCUGACUGUCGGUAUGGAUUCUAUAUUAAUAUACGUUACGCAUUAAAUAAACAGAACGUGCGGGCGAGCGUUCUUAAAAUCUAAUUCUUUCAUUUAUCUAAAACUACAAACCGUGUACGCGGUAAUUAUUAUAUGUAUCUGAAAGUCAGAUGAGAGUGGUGAUUGAUUGAUCAAUGCUAAAUAUGUGUACACACAUAGUAUCAUAUACUUAAUUGUAUUACGUAUCGGACUGAUUUUAACGUUACCAUGUAAAUACCAAAGUGUGUUAUCUAAAAUGCAAAAUAUCCUUCAGUCAAUUAGGUUUAUGCGAAAAAAAACUCAUAUAACAGAGAGGUCCUAUUAGUCAGCUUCUUUUUUACUCGAUAAGUUUUAAUUUUUCAAUUUUUUUAAUUUUAUACUUUGUUGCGUCCUAAAUUUACUAUUAGUUACUUAAUAUCCAUCUACAUAUUCAUACUUAUAUUCAUAUUCACAGUCAUAUGCAUUUCACAAUGACUGUCGAAAAUACGAGUACUACCUCAUAUGUGGUUCUUUCUACUUUUGUCGAAUGCCUAUUUUGACAAUACAACAUGCUCAUUAGAUUACCAAAUACUCUUCCUUUCUCAAAUAUAAUAUAAUUAUUAUUAAGCAGGUAUACAGUUUUAAAAUAGCGAAACAUCUGGUCGCCACAUUUCUCUCUGGUAUUUUUCGUAUACAGGGUAAUCCCGAAAUUGAGCGACACGCGUUCAUUUUAGGGUACCUUGUUGCAUUAAUUUUUAGUCAUUACCGACCUACAUUGUUUUCUCCAGUGGUACAGAAUACCUGAGGUGCUUUUCUAUGUUGUUCUACCUACCUCGAAUGGUAUAAUGUAAUGAAACGUACGAAGAGUUAGCGUGGUAAUUGGCCGAGAUGUAUAUGAUAUCAAUUCGAGGUAGACAAUAUGGGGUAGACCGACUUGGAUUUUCCCGCGGCGUUCUCAUAGAAUUUUAUAAGGGUUUCGAGAGGACAACUGUGAUGAUUUAUUGUCUUCACCUACGGGUGAAUAGCUUCUUUUUUUUAUUUUGUUCUAUUCAAACAUCUAAAAUGGAUUGUACUACCGCGGGGUUGAGAUUUUCCGGGAGAUUUCUACGAAGGUUGCCAAUAGGGUUGCAUUUUAUUAUUACCUGAUUCUCAUAAGCCUAGGUAUUCAUUAGUACCGCAAUACGAUAGGUUUUCAUUCAUGUGCUAACCACCCCCUGCCACUUCUUUUCUCUUCCUUUUUCCGGGGCCUAGUGUGAGAGGCCGUUUCGUAUCUUGAAUGGUAAAUCUCCCGUGCGUACAAAUUACAUGUAAGUAGUUUUAAAUCUAUGAUGUACCUAUUGCAGUUUCAAUUUUUCUUUUCCUUCUCUUCGUUUGUUUACCGGAUUUAGGAGCUUUGCCAGGCGACAAAUUUUGUGAUACGAAAAUGUGUGAUUUUUCAAAAUUUAUUUCAACAAUCUAUUCGGCAUUCACGGUGACAUCGUUGAUAUAUGUUAUUAUAUAUUACCAAUUAGUUUUGGUAUUUCCGAUCGAUGUUAUGUUUGAUGUUUCAUAUCAAUUAUUAACAACCGAUUGAAAAUAUAUAAUAAUGAUAAUAUAAGCAGACCCAGUAAUGUGACCACCCCUAAAAAUUACGAAAUGUUACCUGAUGUCCGUAAAAAAAAAAAAAAAACAAAAAAAAAAACUGGUGUAUAGACACGAAUAAUUGUUGAUUGUUGUACCGAUAAAAAGAGAGUCAAUAAAUUUAAUGUUCACUAUUUACGAAGAUCAAUGUACCCUACAUCAUCACUCCUUAUGAAAUGAUAAUUAUGAGUCUGAACGCAUCUAUAAUUCGUGAACUCGUGUUCAACACCUGCGUACAUACGAGUUAAUAAGCAUAUUUCACGAAGUAUGUUGAGUCUCCCGGCUGACAUUAGUUGCGACGAAUUUUGAAGGAAUGCUAUAGCAUCGGUUGAGAUUUGUUUUCUUUCACCUACUGCUGUGCUUGGUAUUUGUGAUUGCCAUGUUUGGAUCGUUGGAAUUUAUAUGGUAUAAUCUACUCGGCGGUCGAAGUGAAUACGGGUAUUUUAUUUUAUCAAGAUUCGAUCAUCCUUUUGAGAUAUUCUCUUAUCAGAGAUGAAGCCUGCUUCAUUGCUCAGUCUGAGGAAAAUUACAAACUCGAUGGUACUCACAGUUUUAAUCCGUGGCACAGCUGUUAUACACCUGUAUGGUUUUCAGCUCUGAAGACUGCAUCUGUUAUAACCGUAUGUCCUACCAGUUACACUUUUUUUCUGAAAGAAGUACAACAAAUUAACGUAAUUGCGUUGCUUCGAAAUCAGUAUACAAUUCAUAGCUGAGGGACUAACCAUAUAAGGAAAACAUAGGUAUUCGUGGACACUUGCGAUUUACCUAAUCAACAACGUGUCAAGGAGGCAUCCACAAAACUGGUGUCCAGGGGUACACGAAUUUACAUAAUUUAAUCCAUUGUCAUUUUUCGAGCCAUGUAUGAAUUAAACGAAGUAACAAACA